Messenger RNA from Symbiodinium necroappetens, 6346 nucleotides. The record is from the annotation of a GenBank genome assembly. NCBI's taxonomy places the organism in Eukaryota, Dinophyceae, Suessiales, Symbiodiniaceae.
AUGGUUGGCACUGCGUUCGACGGUGAUCUUUGUGGCUUUGCUGAUGCUGCUGACGGCGGCCAGAGCUUCCUGCUCCUCCCGAUGAACGGCGAGCUCUUCGGCAUGUUGUUCGGCUCCCUAGAGGGCGGGAACGGUGGUGAUGAUCCUCUGCCUCGUGCUGGGUACCCCGUGUCAGUUGUGGCCCCUCCGGCUGGAGAGGGCAAGCCUUUGAAUGCAGCCGGCCAUGCUGGUGGUAUGUGCGACGACUUCUCCGACGACUGGAUGCCUACCACUCCUGCUGUGGCUGCUCGUGCUCCCGGUCUCCUUGGUGAACUUUGCGCUUUUGGCGCUGUGGCUUCGAAGGACCCCGCGUGCGCUCAGGCUGCCGGCAAGGGUGAUGAUGGCAAGGGCAAGGGUCAGCAUAAAGGCAAGGGCAAAGGCCACGGCCAGCCCCCUGCUUCCAAUGCUGCUGCUCCCCCCGGCCCCAAGAGUUCCCAUAAUGAUGGAUGGCAGCUUGUGCAGCGUAAGCCAACUGCAGACGAACAGUUCAUGCUCCGGCCUCAGGAUUGGAAUAGCCCUCUGAUCAUGUUUUCGGACUUUGCUGCUAAGUUCGAGGCUGCUGAUGCCAAGGUGUGCUUUGAAGCUGUUGUCCAUUGCACUGCAGCAGAGAUUGCCAUCGCUAGGCGCAUCCUGGGGGCUUCAUCUCGGGAGUACUCGACUCUGCUUGUUGCCGUUGAUCUUUCCAAGAAACAGCUCCUCGAACAUGCGCUGUCUAAGGAAGCUGGGGUUAAGCAAGCCAUUCCGGGCAAGGUUGGGGCAAUGAUUAAAUUUCGCGAGGGUUUGGCGGUCCAGUGCACAUCCAGUGGCAAAGGGGCCCCGCAGCCCAAGCACAUUGGCUCAUCCCACCGGGUUGAGGCCAAGGAGACGGGGGUGCUUUUUGUGAAAGUGCCUCAGGCUUUUGUCAGCAAAGACCAGUGGAGCGCUUUCAUCAAGAAUCCUCGCCAUGCCAUUGCAGCUUGGGCCUCUAGGCGUCAUGUGCAGCUUACUGAUUCGUGGAAGUGGUCCGAAGAGAAACUUGGCAACAACGCCACGCAGAUCUUUGGCAUCAUUCGCGCCCCCAAGGCCGAUCUGCCCACCUUGCUUGGGUGUGCUGGGGUUGAUGGGGUUUUUACCUUUCCGCCCAGCGGGCAGAAGGAGCGCGUAACGAUUGAGUGGAUCGACAGGCUGUACAAGGAAUCUGAUAAGGACUAUUUCGCCCGAGCCCAUCGUGCUCAGUCGAUUGGAUUGGCAUGCCAUGGCGUACGCCUCGGUUGGAAGAAGCCCAUCACUGAGGCCACUCGUUUUUCCAGGGUUUGGCAGCUGAACGGUUGCCCACGUCACUGGGAUAUGGUGCAAGCUGCUGGAGUCGUUGAGGCCAGCUUUUACGAGGUGAAGAUGAUCAGACAGUCCGUUCGUGGAAGUGAGAAAUCCUUCCUUUUCCGUGGUGCUGCUAAGGCUGGGGCUGACUGCGAUCUCCUGCCCAUUGCUGCCGAGGAUGGCGAUGAUGGACAGCUGAUGCUCUGGGCUUGUUUGGCUCCGGCUAGACCUGAGCAGGCGCAGGCUGCUCCUUUUACGCCGGUCACCAAGACGAUCGAUGUCACCCCGGGCGACAGCCAGGAGCCUCAGGACAUGGACACGUCCAGUGCCGGGGAUGCAAAGGGCUCAGAAACCGCUGAGGAAAAGAAAGAGGAGGGCCACACAAAGCGAGCCAAGAUCGCUUUGCGCGAGGUCCCGGCUCAAUGCUCCGUGCAUGCUGUUCCGCGUGAUGGCAACUGCCUUUACCACUCCUUCAGCGCCAUUUUGCAAUGGGCAAACAAGGAGAGCACGGCCAUUAAUCACCUUGAUUUGCGCGCUCGUGUUGCGGACCACAUCGAGCGACACGCUGCGGAUUAUGAGCCAGCUUGGACUGCUGAUGGCAAGCCUGGACCUGACGGCUCUGCUCUUCAAGAUUGGGACACUUUCGUUCAGCAGGUUGCCAUGCCGGGCAAGUACAGCGGGGAAGUUGAGUUGAAGGCUCUUUGUCGUCUUUUCCCGAUUCGGGUGGUGCUUUUCCCAGCUGAUCCUCGGUGGCAUGUCUGUGCGUAUGGUAAGGCUAAGCAGCGCAAGGUUGGAGCCAUCUAUUUCCAUGACAAGCACUUUGACUUCUUGAAGCCAGACGAGGCCAAGUACCCGAAGGAGAUCGUUUCAGUGGUUACGGACUCCAACGGUGGCUUCUUGGUUGGUGGCAUCAGUGAGGCAUGCUCUGAUUCGGCACCCUCCUCGGCUCAUCGAGGCAUUUCUCUCGCUGCCACUUCUGUGCUAGGGACCUCGAGGCCUGCCGAAACACGUUUGAGAAGCAAGACCUGUGUGCCUGCCGCGGCCAAAGGGGCUGGCAUUUCUGCAGCGUGCACGGAGUCGACCGCUGCUGAUGGUACUGCUAGGACUCCUGCUGCCAGUGUCGGUACAGUUGUGUCUGGAUAUGCUUUGGCGAGCACUGAUCGUGACAUGCCUGUUCGCGGCCCUGGUCAGAAGCGUAAGCUCUUUUGUGUCGAUGGGUAUGCCCGGUGUCGGCUGUGCCCUUGGCAGAGAGCCUGCAGUGAUGAUGCCACCGUCGUUAAGGACAUGAUUUGUCAGCUUCCAGAUGGCCAGCAUUGGUGGCGGUGCCCCUUGUGUGAGCAAGGCAUUCCCUUCGAGAUUGGGCGCGUCCGUUGGGCUAAAUGGAGGGGUCUCGACUACCAGGGGCGCGCAGAGCGUGCCACUGUCACCAGGUACAAUGCUCAGGAUGGUUUGUGCAAAACGGCCCUGGUCAGUAGGAUCCCGCUGAAGCCUGUCACCUUGUGUCGUUGUGACUGUGAGCAUCGGUGUGCUGCUGCACUGCUUGACUUGCAGGCUCAUGGCUGUAAGCAUCCUGUGCUUGUGGCCUCAGUGUAUCUCCAGAGUGGGAAGGCUGAUCAAGCUAAUGCCCAGGCAGUUGAUUGCAUCAUGGAGGCUGCCAAUGCUGGUCGGCGCACUCUGGUCCUUGGGGACUGGAAUCUCACACAGGAGGAGGGCGAAAUCGCUGCCAUGAUCCAUUCCGGCACCAUUCAUCCUUGUGAUGCUGUUGCCAAGGGCCUCGUGUUGCCCCCCACGGGCCCUGUGUACAAUGGAACUCGUAGGCGUCGGAUUGAUUAUGGUGUGACUUUGGGAGAUCUCUUCGCUUCGUCCGUUGAGCAGUGCCCUGAGUUGCUCACGACCAGCCUUUCCGAUCAUCUUGCAGUCGAGUAUGGGUUUGAUCUAGCAGCUCCUGCUGCUCUUCGUGCUCCUCCUCGGCGCUGCACUUACCUUCCGGAGAGGCCUGCACAGGACACUGAGUUCUCUUUGGAGGAUGAAAAGGCCUUCCACGAUCUUCUGGAGGCUCAAGACCUUGAUGGUGCUUGGGCUAUGGCUUCGGAUGUGGCUGAGAAUCUUUUGUUCGAGCCCGCUUCCUCUCGCAAGGUGCUUCGCCGCAGUGAGGAAUGGCAGCCUGUUGCUCCUAGGUCGAGGCCUAGCCAAGAGGCAGAACUUGAUGGUUCGCGUGGUCUUCGUGCCUUACGGCGGUUGUUGCAGAAGCUCCAGCUAUGCAACAUGCGACCUUGGGACUCGCCGCUGCAUCGCCGGACUGCGUCGGCUUGUGUUCAUGUCCGUGCUUUGCUUCCGCAGUUGCCGUACUUGCAGUGUGGAACUACCGAAGCCGUGGCGGCUGUCUCUGGACUUGUUGACACCUUGACCAAGUCUGAGCGGGAUGUUCAUCUUGAGCGAUGGCGGCAGCGCACUGCUGUGGAUGAGUCUGUGGUCCGUUCUUACGUCAAACGCAGAGCGGAUGAGUUACUGGCAUGGGAACAAGCCCCUCCUGAUGCUGCUAAGGUUGAGGAUGGGUGGCAUCCUGCCGAGGCCGUUUGUGAGCAGGCUCAGCUGUGGGCGGCCAAAUGGCAGCGUCCCUUUAACCCUGAUCUUUCGAUGAUUGAUGGUGUUUUGGCCGAGGUGCCGCGCCCUGCUGCUCAAACGCUUGUUUUUGAGGUUACAGCUGCGGCCCUCAGAGAAUCGACGCAGGUCAUGAGGUCCAAAACUGGUGGUGCUGAUGGGUGGAUGCCUCGUGACCUUUUGCUCCUCCCCAUGGCCUGGUAUCGUUGGGCUGCUGCACUGUGGGCAGCCAUACUUCGAUUAGGUCGUGUUCCAUCUUCGUGGCGCAAAGCUCGAGUGGUUCUUUUGUGGAAGCCUCAGAAACGCACCCGUCCUAUCACCCUGCUCAAUGCAGUGUGGAGGGCAGGAGCUAGAUGCUUGCAGCGCCAACUCCGACCUUGGGUCGAAAGUUGGAGGGAUCAUGGUGAUGUUGGUGGAGUUUUUGACAUGUCGGUGCAGUCUGCAUUGAUGCAGGUGCAGCAAGCCUUUCGGCGUCGUGCCUCGCAUUUUCUUCAGAUGGACGUGUCUGCGUACUUUGAUACCAUUAAUCAUAUCACGCUGCGUAGAACUCUUGAGCAUUUGCGCUUUCCCAGCGACCUCCUUGAACUGUUGUGCAGUUUCUAUACACAGUCCCAGCGGAUUUUCUCCAUGAGUGGAGUGCUCAGCGACCAAUGGACUGAUGUGACUACGGGCAUCCCUCAGGGAUGUCCCCUGAGCCCGGUGCUGUCAGCGGCCAUAGCCCACGUGUGGCGAUGCUACUGUACAGGGGGUCCGGUUCAGGGUCAAGUUUCGGGGAUUGCCUACAUCGACGAUCGUUCGCUUUGGCUCCAUGAGAAGUGUGAUAUUGAGGCUCUUCGUACUGCUGCAAGUCGAUCUGCUCAUUUUGAUCAUGCUUAUGGGUUUAGCCUUUCACUUGACAAGUGUAGCUUGACUGCACGACGACCGUGUGCUGCAUCGCAUGCCUUUGCUCGCGAGUUGCAGUUCAAGGAAACUGACUGCCUCGAGAUCCUUGGGGUCCGGGCCUGUUUUGACGAGGAUUGGACACUUCUUCGCUAUCAGGCCCGCAAGGCCAUUCUGCGAGCUCGGCUCCUUGGAUGGGUGACUCAGAACAGAAACCUCAAGACGAAACUGCUCGCAUCACUCGUGGUGCCUCCUUUCGCUUGGGCAGCUGGAUUUGCUAGGCCGUCUUCUGACGACCUGCGAGAAAUCCGUGGCGAGAUCGUGACUGUCUUUUCAAAGUCUUUUGCUGCAGGCUUUGCUGCGGUAUGCCUGUACGAAGCCUUGGGAUGGCAGCUGCAUCCAGAUUUCGCUUGUGAUCUGGGAACGCUUCGUGUGCUCUGGAAGGCCUGCGUAAUGUCACCGCGCUGGCUUGACUACGUGCCCCUCUCUGAGGCUAAGUUCUUGUGGCAACAGAUGCUCCCUGAGGCUCCUGCUCUUUUGAGUAAGUUGCGAUGGAGCAUGCAGCCUAAUGGGUCCGAGCUCAGUCGCCGUGACACCACAGGGAGACUUCGGGUUCUUAGGGUUAAGCGCAGUUACCACCGUGACGAAGCUGGCUUGGCGACGGGCCUGGACCUGCCCAAGCCUGACUUUUCCCUUGACUACCACUUCGACGGUUUGCACGAGGCGCUGACGUUGGGACUUCGUGGCACUGACUUGGCGGCGCUGGGAGCUGGCAACUCCUGUUGGUUCUACAACGCUGGAGGCGGCUACGAGGAGCACCACAGUCGUUGGCAGUGUUUGUGCGGCCUUAGUCGCCCUUCGCGAGCUCACUUACUUUGGGCGUGUGACAAGACAGCGCACCUCAGAACUGGGCUUCGGGAUCCUCAUGACAGGUGCGAGGAGCGGUUGCUCCUCAUGGGAGUGCCAGAGCAGCCACCGGCGCCGGCCGCUUUGGACCCGGGUGGCUUCUUCGAAGACCUCGUCGAGGAGAUCCGUGUGCCGCUGGAGCUCAACCCGGCCGUGCUCUUCCUGGCGACCGACGGCUCCGAGCACUUUGACGUCGGCUCCUACGCGGUGACGGUGCACCCGGGCGGCUACACGGCUGCUCUUGGCAACAACGACGAGGACCAGACCGCCUACAAGCAGGAGCUCUUGGGCUUUUGCAUGGCGGCAAAGGCUCUUGGUGCAGCGGCUUCUGCCACUGGGUGGACUGGAAGAGCUGUGUUUGUGCUCGACUGCCAGUCUGCUUUGCAAGUUGUGCUACAGGAGGGCCUGCGUUUCAACUACCUGCUCAAGCUUGUUGAACAGGUCAGACUUCCUCUUCGAGACCUUGCUAGUGCUGGCGUGCAGUUGCAGUACGUUUGGGUCCCCUCGCACGGCAAGAAACCGAGCUGGUGUGCCCCGCAGGGACUGUGCUCUGACCUGCUUCGCUACCUCAACGACUUGGUCGACAAAGCGGCUGCUGACUGUCGUCAAAGGCGGGGAGGGCAAG